AAGGAGAAGGUAAGAAAGGGCAGCAAACCCGCUGUCGUCUCCCUUCAUGAACGAAACGUAACGUAACGUAACGUUUCAAAUCCAUCUCCUCUCCUACAAGUGGUUGUGGAGAGCGACCUCUGCAGCAGCAGAGCCCGACUCGUUCUCCCCUUCUUCUCGGCAGGAACAGAGGAGCUAGGAAAUGCUUUCGAGGAUGAAUGGCGUCGUGUGGGCCGAUGAUGGCGGCGACGAGGAGGACGCCGCAUCGUGGGCGAGAACGGCUUCCGCCGUCGGUGCCAGCAGCGGAGCGAUGGGCGAUGGCAAGGACGAGCUCGGCCUCCCGAACUUCAAGUCCAUGCUCGAUGACGACUGGUACUUAGGGGGGACUACUACGGCCGCCUCCCACAACCUGCUGCCGGCGUCGGCUAUCACUCAUCAUCCAUUCGACGGGUUCCAGUCGCAUGUGGAGCUCAAAGAUAUGACCUUUUCUACGAACCCUAAGCCGCAUGAGGCCUUGUUGCUCCCGCCCGCCGAUGACCUCGACCAAAAUCCGCCCUUUUUUACUGGAAAAUCGAGCUUUGCCUCUCUCUUCGGCACGGUUUGUUCGACUCCUUUCGACGCUGGGCUCGAUCUCGGGUGCGAUGCUCCGGGGUUUCUUCCGGCUUCCCACGUGUCCGCUUCGUCUGUUUUGAUGAACAGAGGCGUCGGAGGCAGUGGCGACGGGGAAGGAGUCCAGGGUUUCGCUGGGUUGGGAGCGAGCGACCAACUCAUUUGUGCCGAUCUGAGCUCAGCAGGCGAGUUUUCUGGCGUCCGUCUGCUUCCGCAGACCGACAACUGUUCUGGUUCCAUUUCCGGCGGCGCCUUCAGUGCCACGGGCUUCAACAACUUCGAGAAUUCUCCAUUUCUCAACAGGUCCAAAUUGUUGAGGCCGCUGGAGAUAUUCCCUCCGGUGGGAGCGCAGCCGACUCUGUUCCAGAAGCGGGCGGCCGCCGCUCUCCGGCAGUAUUCGGCUUCCGCCGUUGAAAAAAGCAGCUUCCUGGGACUAUGGGAUCCAGAAGGAGUGGGGCAGGGUAACCGGGGGAAGUCCGCUUUGGAAGAACAAAUCGCAAGGAAUAGGAAGGGCAAUGACGAGUACGAAAUGGACGACGGAAGCAUGGAUGCUUCCGGGUUGAAUUACGACACAGAUGACGGUGCCACAGAUACUACCAGAGGCGAAGAGAACGCCAAGGAUGGUGGCGGGGCAAGCAACUCAAUUGCCAACAGCACAGUGACUGGAGGUGGAGACCAAAAGGGGAAAAGGAAGGGCCUUCCUGCCAAGAACUUAAUGGCGGAGAGGAGGAGGAGAAAGAAGCUCAAUGACCGGCUUUACAUGCUAAGAUCUGUGGUUCCCAAAAUCAGCAAGAUGGACAGAGCUUCAAUUCUCGGUGAUGCAAUUGAGUACUUAAAGGAGCUUUUGCAAAGGAUCAAUGAGCUUCACAAUGAACUAGAGUCAACACCUUCAAAUUCUUCGGUAGCUGGUACCAGUGUGGCUAGCUUUCACCCUUUAACUCCAACACUGCCUAGCCGUGUGAAGGAGGAGCUUUGCCCAAGCUCUUUACCAAGCCCAACUAGUCAGCCAGCAAGGAUUGAGGUUAAGCUAAGAGAAGGUCAUGCAGUCAACAUCCAUAUGUUUUGUGCCCGUCGACCUGGCCUAUUGCUUUCCACCAUGAAGGCCCUUGAUAGCCUGGGGCUUGACAUUCAGCAGGCUGUCAUCAGCUGUUUCAAUGGAUUCGCCUUGGAUGUUUUCCGAGCAGAGCAAUGCAAAGAAGGUCCGGGUGCCCUGCCAGAAGAAAUCAAGGCAGUGCUCUUGCAUUCUGCAGGAUUAGACAACAUGAUGUUGUGAGAAAUAUAUAAGAAAAAAAAUCUGACCAUUUGUCCCAGUGGUUAAUUUAUGUUUCUUGAUGAAAUUGGCUAAUUAAUUAGCCCUCCAGCAGUAAAUCUUAGGAUUUCUAUCUUGCAUCUUAUGGGUGAAAAGCUGCAUCUGUCUCCUUAUAACAGUGUCUCACUCUUUCUCAUCAUGGAAUAAAAGUUUAUAGCUCAUUUCUGUUUGAA
Molecule: messenger RNA, 2070 nt
Organism: Zingiber officinale
Lineage: Eukaryota; Viridiplantae; Streptophyta; Magnoliopsida; Zingiberales; Zingiberaceae
Product: transcription factor ICE1-like
Exons: 4
Coding region: 182-1861 (559 amino acids)
Biological process (GO): regulation of DNA-templated transcription
Cellular component (GO): nucleus
Molecular function (GO): DNA-binding transcription factor activity; protein dimerization activity; sequence-specific DNA binding
Source: RefSeq, a predicted model, not a curated record